CUGAACUUAUUUAAUAGCGGGUGAUAUCGAUGGUCAUCUAAUGCUGUGCCGCAGAAGUUUGGAGCAAUUUAGAAAGAUGUCCGUAAGAGCUGCGCUUAUAGAUCUUAGCGGUACACUCCAUGUGGAGGAUGAGCCAACACCUAACGCUGCUAUGGCAUUGCAUAGGCUGCGCAGUAGUAAUAUUACCGUUAAAUUUGUAACUAACACCACCAAAGACUCGAAAAAGACACUUUACAAUCUAUUAAUCAAAAUGGGCUUUCAACUGGAUAUUGAAGAGAUAUACAGUUCGUUGAGUGCAGCUGCUGCAUAUGUGGAGAAUGAGAAAUUGAAUCCUUUCUAUUUGCUAUCGGACGAUGCACGUAAAGAUUUUCCUGAAGAGGACUCGAGUCGUCCUUAUGAUUCGGUUGUUGUGGGCCUGGCGCCCUCUGCCUUUGAUUAUGCUCACCUAAAUAAGGCGUUCAGUGUGCUAAUGGCGAAAAAGUCGCACAAACUUGUGGCCGUGCAUCAGGGCAAAUACUAUAAACGCUCGGAUGGCUUGGCCUUGGGACCCGGCUGCUUUGUCAAGGGCUUGGAGUAUGCGACGGGCAAGACGGCAACGGUUAUAGGCAAACCAAAUAAAUUCUUUUUCAACAAUGCCAUACCAGACGGGUUGAGUCCCAACGAAUGCAUUAUGAUUGGCGAUGAUGUCAACGACGACAUUGCAGGCGCCAUGAAGGCGGGCAUGCAGGGCAUUCUCGUCAAGACAGGCAAGUUUCUGCCAGAAGCUCUGGAAGCCAUCUCGCCCGCACCGACGGCUGUGGUUAAAAAUUUCGCCGAGGCCGUCGACUGGAUAUUGUGCAGAAAGCACUAGUUUGACUAUUCAAUUCAAAAACUGCCAGACUUUCACAAAACAAGUGAAUUUAACAGACGAAUUGGUGUAAAAGUUACUUUGGAGUUUUGGCACUUUUGUAAGAAUUUAAGUUGCGACGACACCUGCCGCGGAAGGUAAAGAAUAUUUUAUUUAA
Molecule: messenger RNA, 1004 nt
Organism: Drosophila arizonae
Lineage: Eukaryota; Metazoa; Arthropoda; Insecta; Diptera; Drosophilidae
Product: haloacid dehalogenase-like hydrolase domain-containing protein 2
Biological process (GO): dephosphorylation
Cellular component (GO): cytoplasm
Molecular function (GO): phosphatase activity
Source: RefSeq, a predicted model, not a curated record